AUGAUGACUAGAAGAGUUGUUGUAGUUGUUUGGUUUGUAAUAGCCACGUCUGGUGUAUGGAGCAGUACUAGUACUAGCAGUGCAAAUUCUCAGUCCCAGUGCAUAGAGAAGGAGAGACGAGCUCUUCUAGAGUUUAAGCAAGCCCUGGUUUACAAAUCCAACUUCUUCCUGUCGUCCUGGACAAACACUGGGAGAGACGACGACUGUUGCACAUGGAGAGGAAUCAGGUGUGACAACUCAACUCAUCAUAUUAUUAUGCUUAAUCUUCGUCCAAACAACAGUGAUCAAACAUUGGGUGGUGAAAUCGGUCAUUCAUUGCAUGAGUUGCAACAUUUGAGCUACUUGGAUCUUAGUCACAACAAUUUUACUAAAAUUCCCAAGUUUAUUGGUUCUUUAUCUAGACUCACAUAUCUCAACCUUUCAUAUAAUCCUAUUGUUGGAAUCAUUCCUUCCCAGCUUGGGAAUCUUACAAGGUUAAAGUUCCUCGAUCUUUAUAUUGACCUUGAUUAUGGUCACUUGAUUGAUAAUAAUAGUUUUGAAUGGCUUUCUCGUCUCACUUCUCUUGAAUCCUUUAAACUGAGAAACACAGAUUUGACCAAAGCUAGUACAAAUUGGCUUCAACGUCUCAAAACACUUCCCUCUUUAUCAAAUUUAAGAUUAUCUCAUUGCUUAUUUCCACCUGUGGAUAUCUCAUCUCUUUCCACGAACUCGUCCAAUUCUCUCACAGAACUUUUGAUAUUGAGAAGUGUCGUACAUCCUUCAACAGUUCCUUGGUUGUUCAAUAUAAGCUCCAGCCUUGUUUAUCUCGUCCUCUAUGAUAGUCAAAUUGAAGGAACUCUUCCAAAUUCUUCUGAAAACAUGAGAUCUCUAGAGGCUAUUUAUUUGCCGUCCAAUGAAUUCGAAGGUGAAGUACCAAAAUCAUUGGGAAGUCUCUGCAAUCUUCAAGAGUUAGUGUUGGAUCACAACAGAUUCAGUACUACACUUGGUGAAAUCCUAGAAAGCCUCAGUGGUUGUGCUAAAAGUUCUUUAGAGCAUUUGGAAUUGAGCAAUAACAGAAUAAAAGGUCCUUUUCCCACUUCAAAUGUGUUCCCCAUUUUCCUAAGAUAUCUAGGCAUUUCUAGUAACCAAAUAGAAGGACCAUUGUCCAGUCUUUCAAUGUUGCCAAACAUUAUAGUGUUGACAAUCAACAGUAACAAGCUUAAUGGUACUUUACCUGAAAGUAUUGGCCAACUCCAACAUCUGGAGAGUUUUGAUUUCUCUCUAAACUCCUUCACUGGCACAGUCUCUGAAAUCCACUUUCACAAACUUUCCAAGCUGAAGGAAGUUUACAUAUCGGAGAAUUCCUUAACAUUCAACUUCAACUCCAACUGGGUUCCACCCUUCAGCCUAAAAUCUCUCAAGUUAAGGUCUUGCAAGUUAGGUCCGGAGUUUCCUAGCUGGCUUCAAACCCAAUCAAACAUUACUAUUCUUGAUAUUGCAAACACUGGAAUUCACGGUACUAUUCCUGCCUGGUUUUCCAACCAUGCUUCCAAGUUGAACUUGCUCAAUCUUUCUUCAAACCAGUUUCUUGGCCCUAUUCCACAUUUUCUAUCUGCUGUGCAAGACUUGCAUCUCUCUAAUAAUCACUUCGUUAGUCUGAGAGAUUUUAUCUGUAAUAAAGCAGUGCAUGGGGCAACGCAGUUUCUUGAUGUUUCUAACAACUUAAUAUUUGGCAACCUUCCUAAUUGUUGGGGGAACAUCAAGUCCUUGAAGUUUCUCAUGGUAGACAAUAACAAAUUGUCUGGAGUGGUCCCAAGCUCGAUUGGUCUGUUGUAUGAUAUUCAGUACUUAGUUUUGAGGUACAACAACUUCUCGGGAAGUCUACCUUCGUCGAUACAGAACUGUACACAGCUUCAGGUUCUUAAUGUGGAAGAGAAUUCACUGGAAGGAGAAAUUCCAACAUGGAUCGGGGAACGACUAACAAAUUUGAUCAUCCUUGGUCUUAGAUCAAAUAAAUUUCACGGAAGCAUACCAUCAAACUUAUGUCACAUUCGUUCCAUUCAAAUUCUAGACCUUUCAAUGAAUGAUCUGACCGGAGCUAUUCCUUCGUGCACGAACAACUUUACGUAUAUGAGGAACAAAGAUUACCAAGAACUCGUAUUGAGACAUACAUAUGUGGUUGAGAGGAGUUCUGAUGCAGUAGCCUAUGUUGUAAAUGAUACAGUCGAAGCACAAAUUAUGUGGAAAGGAAAAUAUUACGAGUUUCAGACGAAUUUAAAGCUGUUGAAAAUCAUUGAUCUUUCAAGCAACAAACUAGAUGGACAGAUACCCGAAGAGUUAACAAAUCUAGUCGAAUUGGUUCAGCUCAACUUGUCGAGAAACAAUUUGUAUGGACCAAUUCCGAUAGAGAUUGGUAAGUUGAGCAACCUACAAGCACUGGAUUUGUCCAACAACAAGCUUUCUGGUACAAUUCCCACGACUUUAGAGAAGAUGUCUUUUCUGCAACACUUGGAUUUCUCGAAUAACAAGCUAUCAGGGAAAAUCCCUACUGCAACUCAACUUCAAAGCUUUGAUGAUUCUGCGUUCGCUGGAAACCUUGGACUUUGUGGAGCUCCUCUGACAAAGUCGUGCUCGGAGGAUAAAACGCUGCAUGGUGUUCAAGAAAGUGAACAACUGUUCGAUAUGUCGUGGCUUCAAAUGGGUGUUGGGGUUGGAUUCGGAGUUGGGUUCGCUGGUGUUUGUAUGUGGUCAUUUGUUACUUGA
Messenger RNA from Humulus lupulus (European hop), 2742 nucleotides. Its product is annotated as receptor-like protein EIX2. The transcript has a single exon. The record is from RefSeq and is a predicted model, not a curated record. Gene Ontology annotation, molecular function: protein binding. The coding region runs from base 1 to 2742 and encodes 913 amino acids. Lineage: Eukaryota; Viridiplantae; Streptophyta; Magnoliopsida; Rosales; Cannabaceae.